AUGGCUCUCACCGCUCGCUUCGGGCAGCGGGCGGUCUCGCACAUUCUGCGCCAGCGAUGCCUUUCCUCGCUUGAAUGCUCUGCCCCCUCGGCCCUGCGGGCGUUCUCCUCACAGUCGUCGCCCCGGAAGCUGUACCCUCGCUCGCAAUUGCCGACGUUUUCCUCGUGGCGCGCCAACCGGCCGCUGGCGCUCGCGGCUCGCGGCCUGGCAUCCGCGGCGAACGCGAAGUCGUACUCCGGCGGCCAGAUCAUACAGGACGUGGACCUGGUCGAUGUCAAGAAGGUGCUUGUCAUCGGGAGCGGAGGCCUAAGCAUUGGGCAGGCCGGUGAAUUCGAUUAUUCCGGUUCGCAGGCCCUUAAGGCCCUGAAGGAGGCCGGCGUCCAGUCGGUUCUCAUGAACCCCAACAUCGCUACCAUCCAAACCGACCACAAACUCGCCGACGAAGUCUACUAUCUGCCGGUCACGCCCGAGUAUGUCACGCAUGUCAUCGAGAAGGAGAAGCCAGAUGGCAUCUUUCUCAGCUUCGGCGGCCAGACUGCCCUGAAUCUUGGUGUGCAGAUGAAUCGCAUGGGCAUUUUUGAGAAAUAUGGGGUUAAAGUGCUUGGAACCAGCGUUCGAACGCUUGAGACCAGUGAAGACAGAGACCUGUUCGCUAAGGCUCUCAAUGAAAUUAACAUCCCCAUUGCCGAGUCGAUUGCUGUCAGCACCGUCGAUGAAGCGCUAGCCGCCGCGGAGAAGAUCGGGUAUCCCAUCAUUGUCCGGUCUGCAUACGCCCUGGGCGGUCUCGGAUCCGGCUUCGCAGGAAAUGCGGAGGAGUUGAAGAACUUAUCGUCCCGAUCGCUUACUCUGGCCCCCCAAAUUCUUGUUGAGAAAUCUCUCAAGGGCUGGAAGGAAGUUGAAUAUGAAGUUGUUCGCGAUGCCGCCAAUAACUGUAUCACUGUCUGUAAUAUGGAAAACUUCGAUCCUCUUGGUAUUCACACGGGAGAUAGCAUCGUCGUCGCUCCCAGUCAGACCCUCUCCGAUGAGGAGUACCACAUGCUGCGAACAGCGGCUAUUAAAAUUGUUCGACAUCUCGGCGUUGUGGGCGAGUGUAACGUGCAAUACGCCCUUCAGCCAGAUGGUCUUGACUACAGGGUAAUCGAGGUGAAUGCCCGUCUUUCCCGCUCAUCCGCUUUGGCGUCAAAGGCUACAGGAUAUCCUCUGGCUUAUACUGCUGCCAAAAUUGGCCUCGGCCACACAUUGCCACAGCUCCCUAAUGCCGUCACCAAAACCACAACCGCAAAUUUCGAACCCAGCUUGGAUUAUAUCGUCACUAAAAUUCCACGAUGGGAUUUAAGCAAGUUCCAGCAUGUCAAGCGGGAUAUCGGUAGCUCUAUGAAAUCCGUGGGAGAAGUUAUGGCUAUUGGUCGCACUUUCGAGGAGUCAUUCCAAAAGGCUAUCCGUCAAGUCGAUCCCAAAUUCAUUGGUUUCCAAGGCGACAAGUUUGAGAACUUGGAUGAUGUGUUAAAGAACCCCACAGAUCGCCGAUGGCUUGCCGUUGGACAGGCUAUGCUUCACGAAAAUUACUCGGUGGAAAAAGUCCAUGAACUGACGAAAAUUGACAACUGGUUCCUGUACAAAUUACAAAACAUUGUAGAUAUGCAUAAUGCGAUGAAGGAGAUUGGAAGCCUCUUCGGCAUCAAGAAAGAAAUGAUGCUCAAGGCAAAGAAGAUGGGCUUCUCGGACAAGCAAAUUGCCCUUUGUGUUGGCUCUACGGAAGAAGAAGUCCGCACUCGCCGCAAGAGCUUUGGCAUUCACCCGUGGGUCAAGAAAAUUGACACACUGGCUGCCGAGUUUCCCGCGGAUACCAACUAUCUUUAUACAACAUACAACGCUACAUCUCAUGAUGUUACAUUUGAGGACCAUGGUACUAUUAUCCUUGGAAGCGGAGUCUACAGAAUUGGUAGCUCUGUGGAGUUCGAUUGGUGCGCUGUCAACGCUACCCUCUCGCUUCGAAAUAUGGGCAAGAAAACCGUCAUGAUUAACUAUAACCCUGAGACCUAUUCUACUGAUUUCGACACGGCUGAUAGAUUGUAUUUUGAAGAGUUGAGUUAUGAACGAGUGAUGGAUAUUUAUGAACUUGAAAAUGCCGGUGGUGUGGUGGUUUCUGUUGGCGGUCAACUGCCCCAAAACAUUGCCCUCAGACUUCAGGAGUCAGGUGGUGCCCAUGUUUUAGGGACAGAUCCAAAAGACAUCGACAGAGCCGAAGACCGCCACAAGUUCUCGCAGACUCUUGACAGUAUUGGUGUAGACCAGCCAGCUUGGAAAGAGCUGACGUCUGUUGCAGAGGCUGAGACCUUUGCGGACUCUGUCGGCUACCCUGUCCUUGUUCGACCAAGCUAUGUCCUUUCCGGUGCCGCCAUGAGCGUUAUCCGCAGCCACGACGAGCUCCACGAGAAGCUCAUGUCGGCUAGUGAUGUUUCUCCUGACCACCCAGUCGUUAUCACGAAGUUUAUCGAAGGGGCCGAAGAAAUUGAUGUCGACGCAGUUGCAUCCGGCGGCAAGCUUAUUCUCCACGCCGUCAGUGAGCACGUCGAAGCAGCAGGUGUUCAUUCGGGCGACGCCACCCUCGUUCUUCCCCCGGUGAACUUGGAUAAGGUGGUUAUGGAGCGCGUCAAGGAGAUUGCAGAGAAGGUUGCCAAAGCCUUCAGCAUCACGGGCCCGUUCAACAUGCAGAUCAUCAAGGCGAAUAACCCCGAUGGGGGAGAGCCGCAGCUGAAGGUUAUCGAAUGCAACCUCCGCGCGUCCCGAUCAUUCCCCUUCGUGAGCAAGGUCCUCGGCACCAACUUCAUUGACGUCGCCACCAAGGCUCUUGUUGGAAGGGACGUCCCGGAAUCUACCGAUUUGAUGGCCGUCAAACGUGACUACCUCGCCACCAAAGUCCCUCAGUUUAGCUGGACGCGUCUUGCGGGCGCCGACCCCUAUCUCGGUGUUGAGAUGGCCAGUACUGGCGAGAUUGCCUGCUUUGGUAAGGACUUAGUUGAGGCAUAUUGGGCAUCUAUCCAGUCUACCAUGAACUUCCGUAUGCCAGAGCCAGGGGAAGGUCUCCUUUUUGGUGGUGAUACCAAUACCUUGACCGAACUCCCUCGCAUUGUGGACUUCGUGCAUCCACUUGGCUAUAAGCUGUUUGCUGCCAGCACAAAUGUCAAGGAGUAUCUUGAGAAGGCAACGAAAUCUGACAUUGACGUCCAAGUCAUUGAGUUCCCCAAAGAAGAUAAACGGGCGUUGAGGGAGGUUUUCCAGAAAUAUGACAUCAGAGGCGUGUUCAACAUCGCCAAAGAACGAGGAAAGACUCUUUUGGACGAGGAUUACGUUAUGAGACGGAAUGCUGUUGAUUUUGGCGUUCCCCUGUUCAUGGAGCCAAAGACUGCGCUUCUUAUUGCCCAAUGCAUGAAUGAGAAGCUUCCUCGUAAGGAGGGUAUUCCAUCGGAAGUACGAAGCUGGUCGCAUUUCGUUGGUACAAAGACCUUGUAA
Messenger RNA from Ophidiomyces ophidiicola, 3513 nucleotides. RefSeq names its product carbamoyl-phosphate synthase (glutamine-hydrolyzing) cpa2 (gene CPA2). Gene Ontology annotation, biological process: UTP biosynthetic process; 'de novo' pyrimidine nucleobase biosynthetic process; L-citrulline biosynthetic process. The transcript is spliced from 3 exons. Gene Ontology annotation, cellular component: cytosol; cytoplasm. Gene Ontology annotation, molecular function: dihydroorotase activity; aspartate carbamoyltransferase activity; ATP binding. Lineage: Eukaryota; Fungi; Ascomycota; Eurotiomycetes; Onygenales; Onygenaceae. The coding region runs from base 1 to 3513 and encodes 1170 amino acids. The record is from RefSeq and is a predicted model, not a curated record.